UAUGCUGAAAAACAAAAGUGGGAUCAUGCUAUCAAAUUAAUCCCAGGUGAACACAAACUGAAUUAUAAGGUCUACCCACUGAAUGUAGGAGAACAAGAGCAACUAAAUACACUCACAAAAAAAAGGUUAAAAUCGGGCCAAAUUCAUUCAUCUAAAUCACUAUUUGCAUCA
This is a messenger RNA of Serpula lacrymans var. lacrymans S7.9, 171 nucleotides long. RefSeq lists its product as uncharacterized. The annotation marks the transcript as partial. The transcript has a single exon. The record is from RefSeq and is a predicted model, not a curated record. NCBI's taxonomy places the organism in Eukaryota, Fungi, Basidiomycota, Agaricomycetes, Boletales, Serpulaceae.